Grus americana (Whooping crane) is the source of this 2614-nucleotide messenger RNA. It is a transcript of the gene RPN2, whose product is annotated as ribophorin II. Bases 261 to 2204 code for a protein of 647 amino acids. Gene Ontology annotation, biological process: protein N-linked glycosylation. The record is from RefSeq and is a predicted model, not a curated record. The transcript has 18 exons. NCBI's taxonomy places the organism in Eukaryota, Metazoa, Chordata, Aves, Gruiformes, Gruidae. Gene Ontology annotation, cellular component: oligosaccharyltransferase complex; membrane.
CCGCCGCCCAGGGGAGCCGCCGUUGUCUCUUCAGGGGCUGCUACGUCGCCGCCCGCCUCCCGCGUCCCUCCCGGCCGUCCCCUGCGCUCCGCUCGUUCUCACAGCUCCGUGGUGUCCGCGGCGGGCGCUCGUGGGGUCGGGACCCGCCCGUGCAAAAUCCGCCGUCCCUCCCGCGUCCCCCGUAGCACGGGCGCGGUGGUGCGGGCCGGGGCGGGACGCGGGGCGGAAGCGGCGCCGUGGCUCAGGCGGCGGGCGGCAUCAUGGCGGCGCCGGGCCUGCGGCUGCGCCUGGCGGCGGCUUUCAACCUCCUCCUCCUCCUCGCCGGUGCCCAGGCCCUGGCCCCCAGCCACCGCCUCACCGCCCGCGACCUGGCCCGGCUGAGGGCGGCGCUGGAGCGGCCCUUCGCCGACCUGCAGGCCGCCUUCUACUCCAUCGUGGGCCUCGACAGCCUGGGGGUGCGGGUGGCGGACGAAAAGGCUGCAUGCAUUUUCAUCAAAUCUCAUGUGGACUCCAGCAGUGUUGACUCCCUCUUCUACGCUGCACAGUCCAUCCGGGUCCUGUCUGGCUGUGAGGUUACCAUUUCAAAUGAGACCAGGGAGCUGCUGCUUGCAGCUGUCAGUGAGGACUCCUCAGUCACCCAGAUCUUCCACGCCGUUGGGGCCCUGAGUGGCUUUGGCCUCCCUUUGGCAUCUCAGGAAGCACUCGCUGCUCUCACUGCUCGACUUAGCAAAGAAGAAAAUGUGCUGGCAACCAUCCAAGCUUUGGAGACGGCAUCUUACUUGUCCCAGCAGGCAGAUCUAAGUGGGAUCGUUGAGGAGAUAGAGGAUCUUGUUGCUCGCCUGGAUGACUUGGGUGGAGUUUAUCUGCAGUUUGAAGAAGGAAUUGAGACUACCGCGCUGUUUGUUGCUGCUGCCUAUAAGCUGUCAGACCAUGUGGGUACAGAGCCAGCAAUGAAGGAGGAUCAAAUUAUCCAGUUGAUGAAUGCGAUUUUUAGCAAGAAAAACUUUGAGACACUCUCAGAAGCCUUCAGCGUUGCGUGUGCCGCAGGUUCUUUAUCCCGGAACCGCUACCAUUUGCCUGUCAUUAUUGUCCCUGAUGGGCCUGCAGCUGUGUCUCACCAUCAGCCUGUACUCAGGCUACAAGUGACCGAUGUUAUGUCCCAGCCACUGACUCAAGCUUCUGUAAAGCUUGACUAUGCCAAGUCUGCAUCUAGCAAAGCCACUGUCCUUCAGCAGACAGCAUUUGCUCUGUCAGGAGAUGUUUUUGAGCUGAACUUCAUGAAUGUGAAACCUGCAAGUGGAUAUUACGACUUCUCUAUCAGUGUUGAUGGAGAUAAGCGAUUUAUUGCUAACAAAGUUGAGCUGAAAGUGAAAGUUUCAACAGAAGUUGGGAUUACUAAUGUAGAUCUUUCUACUGUGGAUAGAGAUCAGAGCAUUGCACCAAAAACAACCAGGGUAGCUUACCCAGCCAAAGCCAAGGGCUCAUUCACUGCUGACAGCCAUCAGAACUUUGCUUUAUCCUUCCAGCUGAUAGACGUGAACAGUGGAGCUGAACUCAUCCCUCACCAGACUUUCGUCCGACUUCACAACCAAAAGACUGGCCAGGAGGUAGUGUUUGUUGCAGAACCCGAUAGCAAGAAUGUAUAUAAGUUUGAACUGGAUACCUCUGAAAGAAAGACUGAAUUCGACUCUGCCUCUGGUACCUACACUCUUUACUUGAUAAUUGGAGAUGCCACUCUGGAAAACCCAAUCCUGUGGAAUGUGGCUGAUGUUGUGAUCAAAUUCCCAGAAGAGGAUGCACCAUCCACAGUCCAGUCCAAGAACCUCUUUGUUCCCAAACCUGAAAUCCAGCACCUCUUCAGGGAACCUGAGAAGAGGCCUCCCACUGUGGUAUCUAACACUUUCACAGCAUUGAUUCUCUCCCCUCUGCUUUUGCUGCUCAUUCUGUGGCUAAAGAUAGGUGCCAACAUCUCCAACUUCAGCUUUGCUCCCAGCACCAUUGUUUUUCACAUGGGACAUGCCGCAAUGUUGGGACUCAUGUAUGUCUACUGGACUCAGCUCAACAUGUUCCAGACUCUGAAGUACUUGGCAAUUUUGGGUGGCAUCACAUUCCUGGCAGGCAACAGGAUGCUGGCUCAGAAAGCAGUAAAACGGAUCGCUGCAGAGCAGAGCAGUAGGUUGGCAAAGUAUAGAACACUGCGGUAAAAAGGGGGUUUUGCUAGUGACCAGCUCUUCUAGAAGACACACUAGUACCAGAAGAAUGGAAGAAAUGGGGAAAAACAAAGCAAAUGCCUUCAGAACAGAAGUGAAUAAAUAACUGAAAGACCAGAAGAAGGAAGGCAGAAGCAGAUUUUUUUAUAUAUAUAUUAAGUCAAAAGGGUGCCAGUUAUACUUUUUUAAAAAUCUGAUUUUCAUCGUUGUGUUCAUGUUACUUGAGUGCUUUUCAUAUGAAUCCGGAAAAUCCUUUCUUCCCUAGAUCCUCCCUCCUUUUUCUCCCAGGACGUUUUAAUUUCCUUUAGAACACGAGGAAAAAGAAAAUACAAUUCUGCCUUUCCCUAGGUGCCCUCUCCUCAACCUAAAUGAUCUGUGAAUAAAGAGGAAAGAAUGGUCCUGAA